Messenger RNA from Aegilops tauschii subsp. strangulata, 1916 nucleotides. Its product is annotated as inositol phosphorylceramide glucuronosyltransferase 1. Gene Ontology annotation, molecular function: glycosyltransferase activity. The record is from RefSeq and is a predicted model, not a curated record. NCBI's taxonomy places the organism in Eukaryota, Viridiplantae, Streptophyta, Magnoliopsida, Poales, Poaceae.
CGAAAAUUCCAAACUCCACACUCUCUUUGACGGAAAGGAAAACGAGCCAACAGACGAGGCGCUGCGGGAAACCGUCGUUGCUCCUUCCGCCGCUUCCUCGGCUCUUCGCCGCGCUUUCCCCCCUCCACCGCCUCUCUCUCUCUCUCCUCCCCGCGGCAACCGAUCCGGCCCGACCCGGCUCGCGAUGCGGUGGAGGCCGCGCAAGCUGGGGCUCUGGGCCGCCCUCCUCGCCGCGGUGGCCCUGCUGGCCGUCGGCGGCGGAGGCGGGGUGGCGGCCGCGGCGGGGGCGGAGGAGGCCUACGUGACGCUGCUCUACGGGGACGAGUUCGUCCUGGGCGUGCGCGUCCUCGGGAAGUCCAUCCGCGAUAUGGGCACCCGCCGGGACCUUGUCGUGCUCGUCUCCGACGGCGUCUCCGACUACUCUCGGAAGCUCCUCGAGGCUGACGGUUUUAUAGUGAAGCAUAUAAUAUUGCUGGCGAAUCCUAAUCAAGUGAGGCCAACAAGGUUUUGGGGUGUGUAUACCAAAUUGAAAAUAUUCAACAUGACUACCUAUAGAAAAGUUGUUUAUCUUGACGCAGACACCGUUGUAGUGAAAAGUAUCGAGGAUCUUUUCAACUGUGGAAAGUUCUGUGCAAACUUGAAACAUUCUGAGAGAAUGAAUUCUGGAGUAAUGGUUGUUGAGCCAUCUGAAACUCUUUUCAAGGAUAUGAUGAGCAAAGUUGACAGCUUACCUUCUUACACGGGAGGAGAUCAAGGUUUUCUCAAUUCUUAUUAUGCUGAGUUUGCCAAUUCCCGUGUUUUUGAUCCCAAUAAACCUUUAACGCCUGAACCUGAGACGCAACGCCUCUCCACGUUGUACAAUGCUGAUGUCGGUCUUUACAUGCUUGCGAAUAAGUGGAUGGUCGAUGAGAAAGAACUUAGGGUUAUUCACUACACACUUGGACCUCUUAAGCCGUGGGACUGGUGGACAGCUUGGCUUGUUAAACCAGUAGCUGUAUGGCAGGAUGUUAGGCAAAAUCUUGAAGAAUCUCUUCCUGGAACUGGUGGAGGGAAAAACCCUCAUGACCAGUUGGUGGUCAAAAUUCUCUUCAUUCUUCCCUUUUGCAUGCUGUUAUGUGGUUAUUAUGGGUCAUGCUUUCAGACUAAUAAGGAGCUGUUGAGUAUGAGAACUCUGUGUGCUUUUGCUAGACAAGCUCGCUAUAAAUACAAAUCUGAAGAGGCACUUCCAUCUUAUUCAACAGUUGGAGUGGCUUCAUCUUCCUUUGGUAUAUCAAAUCAAAAGUUAUCUACUGGAGCACAUCUGAAGUUGCCUUCUUAUUUUGGUGCAAUCGCUGUGGUAGUCUGUUUCAUUUGUGCAUUGAUAUCUCUUGCAUUUGCCUUCCUUGUUAUUCCACGGCAAGUGAUGCCAUGGACGGGUUUGCUGCUGAUGUUCGAGUGGACCUUUGUGACAUUCUUUUUGUUGUUCGGGGGCUACCUUCGUUUUGUAUACAAAUGGGGAAGUUUUAGUGCAAAUCAUGCUGGGUAUGGCAGUUUGGAUUCAUCGGAGAAUCAUACUGGCACAGGCCAUCAGGGGAAUACGUCUGAUUGUGACACAGCUUCAGCUUUCUAUUGGAUGGGGAUGGCUACCAUCUCUACGAUAGCACCAUUAUCACCAACCGUCCUCGGCAUAACUGCCAUUUUUGCAAAACUUGGGUUGAUGGUAGCGGGUGGUGUGGUGCUGGCGUCAUUUAUGACAUACGCUUCGGAGCAUCUGGCUGUGUCUGCCUUUGUCAAGGGUCAAAGAGGUAGAUCGAAAAUACCCGAGAGGUAGAAGCAAUUUUUUUGUAUUAUGUGUUCCAUGUGCCCAUGUUGUAUCAUAAGUCUGUAAACACAAUGUUCUAUAUGAUUCAUUUAUUAGUAGAAAAAUGCCCAGGAAA